CAACUAAAGCUAGAACAAACCCUUAAGCGGUACACACUUGUAUACAGUAUACAACGGCCUUCUAUAUAUCCCACCACCAUCCUUCAAAACCAAAACAGCAUCUCUAAUUCUUUUCAUCAUCGUCUAGAAAAAUGGCAACUGAAACUGGUUUAGUAAAAAUGUUCUUCUUCCCCUUCACAGGAGGCGGCCACCAAAUCCCAAUGAUAGACAUAGCAAGAGUUUUUGCAUCUCAUGGGGCCGCCUCAACAAUCAUAGCCACACCCUCCCACGCUCUCAACUUCCAAAACCUCAUAACUAGAGCCCAGAGCUCCGGCCACCCUAUCACCAUCCACACUCUCCCCGCAGAAAUACGCGACGCUACCGACAUCACCGCCGGACCAAUGAAGGAUUUCGAGGAUAAGGGCUUUGGAACUAUCAUCAACAGCUUUUACGAAUUGGAACCUGAUUAUGCUGAUUACAUGAGGAACGAGCUUGGGAAGAAAGCAUGGAUUGUGGGACCGGUUUCGCUUUGUAACGGAAGCGUAGAAGAUAAAACCCAGAGAGGGAAGUUGUCCACCAUUGACGAGCAAGGUUGCUUGAAAUGGCUGAACUCGAAGGAACCGCAUUCAGUUAUUUAUGUCUGCUUUGGAAGCUUGAUUCGGUUACCACCACAGCAGCUCAAGGAAAUCGCUUACGGUCUUGAAGCUUCUGGUAAAUCGUUCGUUUGGGUUGUUGGAAAAAUUAUGAAGUCAUCGCCCAAAAACAAAGAAGAAGAUGACGAAGAUGAUGUUCAAACAUGGCUCCCGGAAGGGUUUGAAGAGAGGAUGAAGGAAUCAAACAGAGGAUUGAUCCUUAGAGGGUGGGCUCCUCAGCUUUUAAUUCUGGAACAUGGCGCCAUUGGAGGGUUCGUGACUCAUUGUGGUUGGAACUCAACUCUAGAAGGAGUGUGUGCCGGUGUGCCUAUGGUGACGUGGCCGGUGACGGCGGAGCAAUUCUUGAAUGAGAAGCUGGUGACGAGUGUGUUGAGAAUUGGAGUGCCAGUUGGGAGCAGAGAGUGGGUGUGGUUUAGUGACGAGUGGAAAGAGGUGUUGGGAAGAGAGAAGGUGGAGAUUGCGGUGAAGAAGUUGAUGGGGGAGAGUGAGGAGGCGGCGGAGAUGAGAAUGAGAGUGAAGAAGAUUGCUGAGAGUGGCACAAGAGCUGUUGAAGAAGGUGGAACUUCUUAUCAAGAUGUUGAUGCCUUGAUUCAAGAGCUUCAAGAACGCAAAGUUAAUAAUUGCAAUGGCGAAGUUUAGAUUAGAUUGCCCAACAAUACAAAGAAGUUGUACACUUGAAUCCGCUUGAAUCCAAGAGAAAUAAAUUCUUUAUACAAGAAUUUCUCUGAAGCCGUUAAGCGUGACUAUGAGUGAAUUCUAUGAUAGACAGGCAUAUCACA
Messenger RNA from Arachis duranensis, 1411 nucleotides. RefSeq names its product abscisate beta-glucosyltransferase-like. The record is from RefSeq and is a predicted model, not a curated record. NCBI's taxonomy places the organism in Eukaryota, Viridiplantae, Streptophyta, Magnoliopsida, Fabales, Fabaceae. Gene Ontology annotation, molecular function: UDP-glycosyltransferase activity. Bases 132 to 1271 code for a protein of 379 amino acids. The transcript has a single exon.